GGGAGCAGGUAAGGCCUUGGGACCUAGAGCCCUCUGUGCGCCGCGCACGCGCGCGGGACACCUCACCUUGCGCGGAUGCCUUGAGGCGCUUACCUUGCGUGCUCCCACCCUGGUCCUCUCGCCCUUUCUUGCUCCCGCUAUCCCUUAGCCUUAGAGCUGGCUCUUCCGCGUGCCGGUGACCUCCAACCGCGCGGGCCUGGCGCCAUCUUGGAUGUCUCGUAGGGGGAGGAUACCUUGGAGCUGGCCAAAGUUAGAUCCUGGAGUGCUGCUUUUCACCUGUUCCACCUAGUCCUUGCAGACACGCUUUUCUCGCCCUCUGGCCCUUUCAGAUUGUGACAACCCCCAGGCUCUCCCCUCCUAUCUCUGCUUUCUCUUCUCAUCCUGACUUGUGCCUUCUUUAUUCUGAAAUCUCCAGACUUUAGGCCCCAGGACCUCAGGUGCUCCGAGCAAUGGAGAUAGUGGAUCGUCUAAAGUCACCAAUCCCUCUAGUCAGCACCCCUCAAUUUAAAAAGUAAACCUUGAACAUGGUAGAAGUGGGAAAAAAAAGCCAAAACAUCGCCUCCCGUUAGGUUGUGGCUUGGGAUAGCUAAGGCAGAAGAGAGAGGCUGGUUGCUUUGGAAUCACUAGUUAUUUACCAGUACCUUUCUCGCAUCCCGGCACGCUGGUGAAGUUGGAAAAGUCACAAAUGGUGGGCUAGAGAUGAGGGUUUCUGUUGAGGCAGCAGGCCCAGAAAGGUGGGGUAAGGCCAAGCUAGUGGGGCCAGCAUGAGACCCUGCCUGCCAGCUUUCCUGUGAAGGAUUAAUUAACCUCCCCAGAUUCUGCUGUUACAAGGAAAAGAAGGUUUAAGGAAAGGAAUAGUUAAGUUACUACCCCUGUGACUCAUCUACACUGAGGAAAAAGCCCGUGAUGAUUUUGGAGUCCUGAUUCUGGAUAGUGCCUUUGCCCAAGUUGUAGGCUAACAAUUGCAGAGUUGCCAUGGUUAGAUAGCCAAUGGUGGGAUCACUUAAUUGCCACCCCUUGUUGUGGGUUUAUUAUAUGCCAGCACCACAUUAAACUCUUUAUGUAUGUUAAUUUGUAAAUGAACAUACUUAAUCCCCCUAAGAGCUGCAUUUUACAAAGAUGAUAAUAAGGUGUAAUUCCCUUAGAAAAAAACCACCCCUUCUUUUUCUAAAAGCCUUAAAGAACUAUUGGAUUUUGACCCAAGAAAACCUGAAUAGUACGGCAGCAAAAUUGGGUUAGAGUUACAUAUAGGCAAAAAUCAGAGUUCUAGAUAGGACAAGAGUUGAAGACAUCCAUUAACUUAAAAGUAAUUAAGGCUGGGUGUGGUGGCUCACACCUGUAAUCCCAACACUGGGAGGCCAAGGUGGGAAGAUCUUUUGAUGCCAGGAGUUCCACAAUAGCCUGGGCAAAAAAUAAAUUAAGAGCAAUUAAGAUCUUGGAUUCAGAAGUGUUUUAACCUGGGACAAUCUGAGUUCAGUUCAUUUAAUGAAGUGGCAUUUAAUAGCCCUAAGCAUUCACUGAGUAUUUCAGCCUGUGACAUAUUAGAAAGCAUGUAACUUAAAAGAUCCAAGUUCAAGUCUAUCCUCUACCACUACCACAGUUUCAAGACUGGGUUUAGGGUCACGCUCUUGCGUUAAGUAUAUCUAAUAAUCAUCUGGGAAACUUGUUUGAAAUACAGGGCACUUGAGCCUUAUUCCCAGAGAUCUUUUUUGUUUGUUUAUAGACAGGGUUUCACGUUGUUGCCCAUACUGGAGUACAGUGGCGUGAUCAUAGCUCACUGAAGCCUCCAGCUCCUGGGUUCAAGCAGUCCUCCUGCCUCAGCUUCUGGAGUAGCUGGGACUACAGGUGCACUUCCACCUCACCUGGCUAAUUUUAUGUUUUGUAGAGAUGAGGUCUUGAUGUUUGCCCAGGCUGGUCUCAAACUCCUGGCUUCAAGUUAUCUUUCUGCCCCAGCUUCUCAGUGUUGGGAUUACAGGAGUGAGCCACUGAACCUAGCUCCCCCAGAGAUCUUGACCAGGAAGGUCCAAGUUGCGCCCAAGAAUAUGCAUUUUUUAAUACGUACACCACCCAGAUAAUUCUGGUUCAGAUGGGCUUCUCACUUCACUUGGAGAAACCCUGCCUUUAGGUUUUUAACUCACCUUCUGUUUCAGAGUUUCCCUCUUGUUGCCCAGGCUGGAGUACAAUGGCGCAAUCUUGGCUCACCGCAGCCUCUGCCUCCCAGAUUCAAGCAAUUCUCCUGCCUCAGCCUCCUGAGUAGCCGGGAUUACAGCUCUCCUGCCACAGCUCCUCACCCCCUGAAAAUGUUCGCCUGCUCCAAGUUCGUCUCCACUCCCUCCUUGGUCAAGAGCACCUCACAGCUGCUGAGCCGUCCGCUAUCUGCAGUGGUGCUGAAACGACCGGAGAUACUGACAGAUGAGAGCCUCAGCAGCUUGGCAGUCUCAUGUCCCCUUACCUCACUUGUCUCUAGCCGCAGCUUCCAAACCAGCGCCAUUUCAAGGGACAUCGACACAGCAGCCAAGUUCAUUGGAGCUGGGGCUGCCACAGUUGGGGUGGCUGGUUCUGGGGCUGGGAUUGGAACUGUGUUUGGGAGCCUCAUCAUUGGUUAUGCCAGGAACCCUUCUCUGAAGCAACAGCUCUUCUCCUACGCCAUUCUGGGCUUUGCCCUCUCGGAAGCCAUGGGGCUCUUUUGUCUGAUGGUAGCCUUUCUCAUCCUCUUCGCCAUGUGAAGGAGCCGUCUCCACCUCCCAUAGUUCUCCCGCGUCUGGUUGGCCCUGUGUGUUCCUUUUCCUAUACCUCCCCAGGCAGCCUGGGGAACGUGGUUGGCUCAGGGUUUGACAGAGAAAAGACAAAUAAAUACUGUAUUAAUAAGA
This is a messenger RNA of Pan troglodytes (chimpanzee), 2870 nucleotides long. RefSeq names its product ATP synthase membrane subunit c locus 2 (gene ATP5MC2). Gene Ontology annotation, biological process: proton transmembrane transport; proton motive force-driven ATP synthesis. Gene Ontology annotation, molecular function: proton transmembrane transporter activity. The record is from RefSeq and is a predicted model, not a curated record. NCBI's taxonomy places the organism in Eukaryota, Metazoa, Chordata, Mammalia, Primates, Hominidae. The coding region runs from base 2301 to 2726 and encodes 141 amino acids. The transcript is spliced from 6 exons.